Molecule: messenger RNA, 1770 nt
Organism: Eimeria acervulina
Lineage: Eukaryota; Apicomplexa; Conoidasida; Eucoccidiorida; Eimeriidae
Product: RNA methyltransferase, TrmA family, putative
Exons: 12
Coding region: 1-1770 (589 amino acids)
Source: RefSeq, a predicted model, not a curated record
AUGCAACAGGCAAGAAAGGGCGCCCAUGCAAAAGGUCUAAAGAGUCUAGAAGGAACCGCUCCCCCUGCAUCAGAGGCUAGCCGCCCGUACGGAACUGCUGCGGCUAUUACUACUAGUGCUGCCGAAAAGCUCACCGACGCGUCGGCAAAUACUCGAGUUUUGGCUGCAGGUGAAGAUGCUGGUGAAGCUACAGAUGACAUUUGUAGCAGCAACGGCACCAUGAGUAACUCUGAUGACGCAACAAGCGACAACCAUCUUGGCGGCGAAACCACAAAGACCACCAACGGAAGCAUAAGCAGCAGCAACAGCAACAACAGCUGUAACGGGUCCGUACUUGGAGCAUUAAACGUCGUACGUACAGCAGAAGAAGGAGACAUUCUGCGGGGUUUGAAGCUUAUACACCUUGGCAUUCGACAUCAGCGCACCGCCAAGAAGCAACUGCUGCAGCAGAUGUUGCAGGAGCUGCAGCGACAGCAGCAACUACACCAGCAGCAACGUCCGCAACAGCAGCGCGCGAUCGCGGACCCUCCAACUGCCACAUUGCUCGUCCCAGUCUCUUCUGAGACGCAGUUUGCUGCCCGGGCGGAUUUGGUGCUGCAGCUUGUGGAAGGAAGACCCCGAUUAGGCCUUCCAGCCUUUGAUGGGCGGAGCAGCAUUGUCAGCGUUGAAGACUGCAUUCGCCACAAAGGCCCAUUACGCGAGGUGCUCAGACACCUGAGGGAGGUCCUCCUGCCCCUUUUAGAAAACCGGCGGCUGCGAAUACUGGACCAACGGAGCGGUGCAGGGACGCUGAGCGGCCUGACCCUCAGACUAGCAGAGGAUUGCAGGGGAGGUGAUCGCAAGGUGCUACUACGGCUAAAGGGACACCUGGAAAGCAGCGUACGGCCCCACCUCGUGCACCUGGCGGAGACCCUUUGUAAACGCUGCCCACUCCUCAAAGCUGUCACAUUCUACGAUCUUGGCAGGCCCUAUUCCCCCGACGAGGUCCUUCUUGGUGAAGAUGCGCUGCUCGUCUCAGUGUUUGGCCGACGAUAUCGAGUUACAGGCGGAACGCGAGAGAGCAUUGUUGGCAGUGGGAAUUCGCUUCAACAAAUAUGGCCUGCGGUGAAGGAUGCGGCAGGGGGAGUGGCGGGGCGCCUGUGGGGCGCCUUGAGUUCCGGCGGGUUGUUUGAAAUUUUGCUGUCCUUCAACUUUAAAGAGGUGGUGGUGUUUGCCUCCGGAGUACGCGAUGCGGAGGAGACCCGAAAGAACAUCUCUCUUAAUGAGUUGUAUGGGGUCGAGGUUGUGCCGUGUACAGACAGCAGGAGCGUCGCCGGGGCCUUCGCCGCCCGCUCAGGCUUCUAUGGACCUUUACGGACGCUACGCCUCUCGCCUCACCUGCAGCAAGGCAAUAUAGAGGAGAAAAGCACCGAAUGCUGCGUAGGGGAGGAAAGGGCCACUGAGGGAAAAGCACCGAACGGCAGCACCGAGGCUGCCUCCGCAGCGGCAACAGCAGCUGGAGAGUCUGGUGGCAGCUCCGUCACAGCGGCGGCACUGGGAUGCUCACCUGUAGUCUCUGCAAACAACUCACAAUGGCGACGGUACGAGUUGGCCUUCUUCCAAGCCUUUGAUAUCUCCCCACACACAGCGGAAGUCCUGAGCGUCUCCGCCUUCUUGAAAAGGCAUUUGGACCUCCCACAAGCGGAGAGCCCCCAGAAAGUGUCCCUGACGAGAGGGCUUCUGUCCCGCCAGGAAAGCGGGACAGAGGCCCGCUCGUGGGUUUCACUCUAA